Messenger RNA from Anarrhichthys ocellatus (wolf-eel), 1534 nucleotides. RefSeq names its product G protein-coupled receptor 25 (gene gpr25). Gene Ontology annotation, biological process: cell chemotaxis; positive regulation of cytosolic calcium ion concentration; calcium-mediated signaling. Lineage: Eukaryota; Metazoa; Chordata; Actinopteri; Perciformes; Anarhichadidae. Gene Ontology annotation, molecular function: C-C chemokine receptor activity; C-C chemokine binding. The transcript has a single exon. Gene Ontology annotation, cellular component: external side of plasma membrane; membrane. The record is from RefSeq and is a predicted model, not a curated record.
AUGUUGACUCACCGCCCUGCCACAAUACAACAGUUGCACUGCAGAGCCCAUCUGUGAUCUCUCAGGAUGGACGCCUACACUGAUUAUCGACCUUAUGAUUACUACGAAUACUUUGAAAACUCUACUGACUACGGGUUAUUUGAUCAAAAUGCAACAAGGGAUUGCCCUGGCUCACACCUGCAUGGCUCCAACAUAUUCAUGCCCGUACUGUACUACCUCAUAUUUUUCACAGGCUUUCUGGGCAACCUCUUUGUGAUCUUGGUCGUGGGCAGCAAAGGUAAAAUGGGUGGGCGUCUGGUGGACACAUUUGUUGUCAACCUGGCCCUAGCCGACCUCAUCUUCGUCCUCACGCUGCCUCUGUGGGCCAUCUCCGCCAGCCAGAGCGGCUACUGGGACUUUGGGCCAGCUGGGGACCUGCUGUGUAAACUGAGCAGCUAUAUUAUAGCUGUGAACCGCUUCUCCAACAUCUUCUUUCUCACCUGCAUGAGCGUCGACCGCUACCUGGCCGUGGUGAAGCUGAUGGACUCGAGGUACCUCAGGAGCAGCAGGUGCAUCCGUGUCAUCUGUGCCGCAGUGUGGUUGGGCUCCCUGGUGCUCGGCGUCCCGUCCCUGGUGUACCGCAAAGUGGAGCCGUUCGGUGACGGACUCUCCUGCGUGGAGGACAACAACUCUGUCUUUUUUCUUUGCCUGAGCCUCACCAUGGCGUUACUCACCUUUGUCCUCCCAGUGCUGAUCAUCGUGCUCUGCUAUGGCACCAUCGUCGUGCAUCUCAACCACCACUGUGCAGCAAAUCCUCGGGCUGACGCCCGCCGCAGGCACUCCCUCAAGAUGGUCCUCUGCAUCAUAAUGGCCUUCGUGGUGUCCUGGCUCCCCUUUAACGUCUUCAAGGUUGUCAUAAUUGGCUCGCAGCUCUCAAACGUUGAUCUGAGUUGCGAUGCUCAGUCGUGGCAAAUUAACGGGCUCAUCGUCUCGUGCUGUCUGGCCUUCAUCAACAGCUGUGUGAAUCCAGUCAUUUACUUCUUCCUAGACCAUCACUUCAGACGACGGGCCGAGAUCUUGUUCAAGACCUUCCUAGGGAGGCCAAAGUUACUGCAGAGCCACAACUCUUCAGCCUCAUUCACCAAUGUUGGCACUUCAGAAAGCUAUGGAACAACAGCUGGAAGAACUCAGCUGCAGAUGUUUGAGUAGGAGGAGAAAACUAGGAAAGUUAUUGUUCCAUUGGGUUAUUAUGUGAAAACUUGUCAUAUACUCAUCUUGAUAAUGGGAGACUUUGUGCAUAUCUCUCUCAAGGGAUGGUAAAUAUAAAGCCAUAGGCUGCAUGGUAAGGAUGGAUUGUUUUUAGUUAGUACAAUAAUGUGAUUUUCUUUGUCAUGUAUUUUUCUUUAUUCAAAUGUUCUACAUACAUUGAAGAUGCUUUUUAUAUGGCGUAUAGUGUAUAAUAUAGUACAGUAGUGUCGAUAUAUGAGUAUCCACUGAUAUCUUUUGCUUGUUUGUAUGAAAACCCUGAACAUUUUUGUUGCAUUAGUUGAGUGCA